Molecule: messenger RNA, 3982 nt
Organism: Toxotes jaculatrix (banded archerfish)
Lineage: Eukaryota; Metazoa; Chordata; Actinopteri; Toxotidae
Gene: ccdc102a
Product: coiled-coil domain containing 102A
Exons: 10
Coding region: 257-2107 (616 amino acids)
Cellular component (GO): myosin complex
Source: RefSeq, a predicted model, not a curated record
GGGAGAAAAAAAAGAACAGCGGGGAGAGAACGGGAGCCUGACGGAGAGCUGGCAGGAAAAAAGGGGGAACCCUCAGCCGCCUCGCCGGGAUAAAAAUACAUGUUCCAGGACGAGAUAACAGCAGCAUUGACCGUUUCUUCCUUUACGGUUGAUCAGUGACUGAAGAAGAAGAUGAUGUCCUCCUGAAUCUCCCCGCUCACAAUCCUCCACCCCCUACAUCCUCCUCACUGUCCUCACCCACACCACUGCCGUCAUCAUGAACCACACUCCCAGCCCCCACCUGUCUGACGGUGGUAAGUCGUCCGGAGGCGGGAUACUGUGCAGCCUGGGUUUGGGGUCUGACAGGGGGAUCCGGUCCCCGGACAGCCUCACACACACUCCCAGCCCCACAGGAGGAACCCCCAGCUCCAGCCCCCCGCUGCUGCUGUCGCCCGGGCUGGGAAGCCUUGGGCUGGGAUCCCUCGGAGCCAUGGGCGAAGGAGCUGGGGCCGACUGGGAGAGCAGGGAGGAGCUGAGGCUCAGGGAGCUGGAGGAGGCGAGGGCCCGAGCUGCCCAGAUGGAGAAGACCAUGAGGUGGUGGUCCGACUGCACCGCCAACUGGAGAGAGAAGUGGAGCAAGGUGCGUGCGGAGCGCAACCGAGCACGUGACGAGGUUCGUCAGCUGAGACAGCGGCUGGACACCCUCACCAAGGAGUUGACCAGCGUUCGGCGGGAGCGGCAGGAACUCGCGUCAGAGAAUGAAACGCUACGGCAGCAGACGCUGCAUCUCCGUGGCGACCACACAGCCCCUCCUCCAUCCGCCACUUCCCCCUCUUACUCCCCCGCACACCAUUGUGGUGCUUCCCCUUCUUCCUCCUCCUCCCCAUCUAUCCCUCCCUCAUCCACCGCUUCCUCCUCCUCUUCCUCUCAGGUUCACAAUGACAGCAAGCUGGAAAGGGUUGGGGAGGCACCGCCUGGGUCUCCAGAACCCGAACCAGUAAGGGACGUGGACUUGGACAGACAAAAGCUAGAUCAGCAAAAGGACUUGGAGCUGCUGGAGUCUGUCCUUCGUUCCAGGGCCCCGGGCGCCGACAGCCAGGAGGCCUGGGACAGUCGCGGCGGUGCUAACACGGCCAGCUCACGCUCGUCCUCCGGCCUGAGCCGACAGGAGCGCAGCAGGCAGCUGUGGGAGGACAUGAGCACAGCGGAGGAAGACUCGAGCAAACUCAACGCCCUGCAACUUCGCCUGGACGAGUCCCAGAAAGUCCUGCUGAAAGAGAGAGAAGAUAAACUUGCUCUGAGUAAGAGCAUUGAGAGGCUGGAGACUGAACUCAGUCAGUGGAAACUUAAAUAUGAGGAGCUCAGCAAGAGCAAACAGGAGGCCCUCAAACAGCUGAAUCUGCUAAAGGAAAUGCACCAGGAUGAACUCGGCCGCAUUUCUGAAGACCUGGAGGACGAGUUGGGAGCCCGAACCAGUAUGGACAAGAAACUAGCUGAACUACGAGCUGAGAUGGAGAGGCUGCAGGUGGAGAAUGCUGCGGAGUGGGGGCGCAGGGAGCGUUUGGAAACGGAGAAGUUGGCCUUGGAGAGGGACAACAAGAAGCUGAGGGCUCAGGCUGAGGACCUGGAGGAGCAACUGGCCAAGAAACGCCGGCAGGCCGCCUCCGCGCUCGACACUGACCUCAAGGCCAUCCAGAGCGAGCUGUUCGAGAGAAACAAGGAGCUGGCUGACCUUCGCCACAUUCAUGCUAAGCUGAAGAAGCAGUUCCAGGAGAAGACGGCAGAGCUCGCCCACGCCAACCGGAGGGUGGAGAGUCAUGAGGCUGAAGUCAAGAAGCUACGACUGAGGGUGGAGGAACUUAAGAAAGAGUUAGGACAAGCUGAGGAUGAGUUGGAUGAGUCUCAUAACCAGACCAGGAAGCUGCAGAGGUCUCUGGAUGAGCAGGUGGAGCAGACUGAGAACCUGCAGGUACAAUUGGAACACUUACAGUCAAGACUGCGGCGGCAGCAGCAGAGUCCCGGUCUGUUUGGGAAGAUGCGAUCGGCUCGGUUCAGUCCUGAAAACCCAGACGGUCCGAACAGCGACAUGGACGAGGAGGAGGAGGAGCUGCAGCUCCAGAUCCCGUGACACACACACAGACACACACAGCCAUACAGGAUAUACUGUUGCUUUUUUUUUUACACAAACAUCAGCAGUGGAAUAAAGAAGGUGAAUAUUGUUGCUCUGGUAGGAAAAAAGAAAAACUUUGUAUGUCCAGAAAUGACAACUGGAAGCAGCACCUCUGUCCUCUGCUCAACCAGUCAACCAGCACGUUUUUUAAAGGACCAAUCCAAAAUUUUAGGAAAUGUUUCACCCAGAGUCAGACUUCCUCAGCUGAUUGCUGACUGUGUUAAUGGUCAAUAAUCAAGGAAUCAUUUAAAACAAAACAAAAAAAAGAAAGAAAGAAAGCUUCAUCACAUAAAGCAUCUAUAUGUUUGUUUUUUCAAGGGUCUUAAAGAACCCACAUACCACCCAGCAGCAACAUAAUAAACAUAUACCUUUACCCUCACACGGAACACACACACACACACACUCCCAUACACACUAAAACUCACACAUGCUUGGAUGUAUUUAGACACACAGCAACAAGAUCAAACCCAGCUGUAGCGUGACAGACAGUAACAGGGAGUGGACAGUCCAGCCCUCAGUGGAAGGAUCUUUCCUCAGUGGAUUUGUUGACAAAAUUCCACCAAUCCACAGCAGCAGAGGCCGACGCAUUUCAUCCUUUCAGUGUCCUCACUCAUUCUUACCUCACACAUCACAAGCAUCACAUCUGUGUCAUCUGAACUGUAUUCAAAUACGCCUGAAGCCCACAUCUCCACCAUCAGUAUGAAUACUUGAAACACGGCUGACGGCUCUGAGGAAACAAGCCUUUUAUGUCCCUCUCAGCUAGAAAGUGUUUGAUGAAUCACACAGGAAUAUCAGUCAUUCUAGGAACUGACAUAACCACUAUUUUUAAAUGUGAGUAUUUUUCUCCUGAAUAUUGAAGGUUCAAACAUUUUUUUUUCUGAUGUGUUUAACGUCCACAACCGACACUGGGACCAACGCUACACAACUUUUAGCUUCACUAUAGCUCCUAAGUUGAAUAGAAUUCAUACAACCACAGUGUGUGUGUGUGUGGAGCAGAAACUUUCGUGUUUGUCACUAAACCAGCUUCACUUUGCUCCACAGCCAAUGAUGCUCCACAAUUAAUGCUGCCCUUCAGUUGCAUUAUGGGUCAUUGGUAUCAGGGCUGUGUUCAGAUGACACAAAUAAGCUCUUUGCCAAUAUGAGACCUGAACCCGACUUUACUAUAUUGUUGUCAUUUCUUUCCUCAUAGACAGUGUUAUGUGCUUGCUCUGGGGUGGCUUUCUCACACUUCCAACAAAACUAAUCUAACAACACUUAUAAACCAGCACAGGUUUAGUGGAAGUACACACUGAGAAGUGUGUUCACGGGUCACGCUCUGGUCUGAAGACCACAUCAGAACAUUGUCUGCACAACCAGUUAAGAGCAAUAUCAUCUGUGUUGAUCUCCUUACUGCUACAGUGAUGGGAAAUAUUUUAAACACGAUGGAGAUGAACGAACUGUAAAAGAGUGUGUUCCCAGCAUGACUGGAGCCGCUGUGUGUCUUUGUGCUGUGACCAGGUCUUAAUACAGACUGAAGUGAAUAUUCAACAGCUAGAAUCCAGCAGUGUUGUGCUUUAAGAGAUUGAAAGCUGAAAGUGGUUCCUUCAUGCAUCUAAGAUUUAAAGUUCAGGUUUUUGGUCAGGUCAGGUCAGUCAUUGGUAGUUAGACAGAUGAUCCAGUUCUGUUGAAAUGGAAGCUGGGUCCACAUCCAGAACUAGACCAUACAGACCGGUAUUCCAGACAACAAAGGCUAGAAACUCAUCCAGAGUUCAGUUCUGAGUCCAGAGUUUGGAUGUGCAGAUCACAUUUUUUUAAAUGCAGUGUUUAUGCUGAUAUUCAGUAUUUUACAAUAUU